AUGGGACAGCGGCUUGCGCAUGACCUGGGCCAAGAGCCUGCGCAGUCAGCUGAGGAGCUCCCACUUCCGGCGACCAUCGGCCACCUCGACGAGGCGCGGGCGCGAGCAAACAAGGAUGCAGAGAAGGGCUGCGGGAGUGGCGGCGCCCGCGGUGAAGAUGGGUGGCGACUACCUUGGGGAGCUGCCCUCCGAGCUCUCCUGAUCCUGGCCCUGUCUGCGCUGGUCCUGUACGUGCUGGAGAACCCUGUGAGCUGGAGCACCGCGCUCAUGAUGAGCUGCGCCAUGGUGCCAGGUUUUGCAGGCUCCUACCUCUGCAGCCGGGCGUCAUCGAAGCACUCUCUGUCGACGGCCGGCUUCCUUCUGUGCACCUGGUUGUUGGGUUUGGUUCAGGCGGAUGCAAUUCAGGACAUGGAGACGAUGCUCACCAGCACGCUGGCGGCCAGCCUCCUAGUGAACGAAAUCCUCCAUCCCAUCCAGGACGUCUGGCUGAUUCUACUUUCCGUCCAGCGACUCUCUCGUCUGCAGAAGUCGGCCGGCCAUGAGUUCAUUCCGCAUUUGAAGCAGCUGUUUCGAGUAGUUGGCGCGGUCUACAUCUUCGGGCAGGUUGGUAGCGUUGCUUUGGCUUUCGUGCGGCCCGACCUCGUGCCCUUCAUACGGAUCCUGCAGACCGUGCUGUACUCCUUCGUCGUGUGGCUGUGCAUCAGGAUCCUGUUCGCAUACCGGGAAGUUCUCCAAAGUCUGCACAAGGCGAGGGAGGUUGCUGAGCGCACAUGCGAUGUGAACGACCCAGGAUGCCAGGGCCUCAAGCGAGCAAGGUGGGCCAUGCGCAAGGAGACUUGGGGCGUAGCGCUGUGCUUUGCCAGCACCUUGGUGUCAUUCCCCUGCGCGCGCGUGCUCAUCCGAUACGGCCACUACGGCGCGCUUCCCUGGAUUCUCAGCUUCGUGCUGCUGGGCAACACCUUGGGCACCUGCUUCCUGUCGAAUGCCCACCGGCAGUCCAGCCGAACCAAGCCGCGCCCGCGAUUCCCGUGCCCGUGCGCCGGAAAGAGCCGAACUGCCACAGCGCUGGAGGAGGACUGGCAAGCAAAAGUGGAGGAGUUGUCAAUGCGCGGAGUCACUGCGCGAGCCUUGCUCCGAUUUUACAAGGAGCUGGGCAAGACCGCCAUGCCGCACUAUCAGGUCGGCGUGCAUACCACCAAUGACGUGGUGCGACAGGUGAUCAUUCCCCGGACGAGGGAGCGGCGCUGCGCCUACGCGGAGCUCAUGGGCGGGCCACUGCAGCCGGAGAGGAUGGUGACGCAUUCGUGGCGGAACCUCUUCCGCGAUUUGGUCGCGGCCGUCAUUGCAGAUGCCGUGGGUGAGAGUAGCUUUGGGCUGGUUGCUGCCCUUCUUGACGAAGAUGUGUCUGUGUUGGAGGCGCUACUACGGCAGCAGGGCACCGCCGAGCGCGUGUAUUGGAUCUGUGCUUUCGCUGUGAACCAGCACGCCGGCAUCUGCGAAAAUGUCGGCAUGGACCAGGACUCUGCCACGGGUGAGGUGCAUCCGGCCUGCGACUGUGGGCUCCCAAAGAUGCUCAACAACACGCCGCCCCUGUCUGCGGGAGGCCAAAGCAUUGGCUGCGAGAUGAACAAGUUCGACGACAUGAUGGCGCUGCUGGCCCAACGGGACCCCGACUUCUCCCAGGUCGUGGCGGUGGACGCCGGCUUUGCGCUCUUCAGCAGAGCAUGGUGCGUUGCGGAGCUAGUGAAGGCUGAUGAGGUGUGCCUCAAGCAGCAUGUCAAGAUGCACUCCAGGGAGGUCUUGGAAGACAUGACAGACAGCCUGCGGAAUCUGCGGGUUGAAGAUAUGGAGGCCUCGCGCGCGGAGGAUGUCGACUUCAUCUUGAACAAGAUUGAGUGCACAAGCGAGUUCAAUCGAAAGCUGCAGGUUCUGAUCUUCGACAAGGCAGGCCUGCUUUCUAAUUGGCGGCAGCUCGACGCCGCACAUCGGAUGGAUGUGGUGAAGGGCCCUGCAGAAAUCUUGGAAGACAUGGUGGCUGACAUGCAGGUGGUCGCCGGCAGUGUGGAGCGCCCAAAAGGAACCGCAAGAUCGCCAGAGAGCAUCGCGCCCGCCCGCGACACGGUGAUGCUGUCAGGGCGCUUCGACAAGGAGAGCAGAAUAGCCUACUUCGCAAAGGUCGAAGAGGAGCUCCAGAAAAGAGGGAUCAGGACCUUCAUGGUCAAGGCAGGUCCGGGUGAGGACUUUGGCCUGCAGACGGCCCGCGGCCUUGUAAAAGCAAGAGUGCUGGUGGCAUUCUGCAGUUCACAGUAUGGUCAAAGGACAGGCGCUGGCUUCGAGACGUUCGAGGAGCUGAGGUUUGUGCAGUCGCACCAACGAGAAAUCUCGCUCCUGCCCGUCAAGCUCUGCGAAGUGUAUCCACCGGAGCCCCCUGACGAAGAAGGCAGGUCUUUGUGCCAGCUUGCCUUCGCCCCGUCGCUGGUGUACAUCAACGGCGUGGACAAAGAUCUGAACUACAUAGCUGCAAGUGACGUGUCAGAGAAGAUUGUCCAGGCCCUCGACAAGAUGAACCUUCUGGAAGAGGUCAGGGAGCGCCUUCCCGAUCGGUGA
Molecule: messenger RNA, 2607 nt
Organism: Symbiodinium natans
Lineage: Eukaryota; Dinophyceae; Suessiales; Symbiodiniaceae
Source: the annotation of a GenBank genome assembly